Molecule: messenger RNA, 1462 nt
Organism: Mytilus trossulus (common blue mussel)
Lineage: Eukaryota; Metazoa; Mollusca; Bivalvia; Mytilida; Mytilidae
Exons: 10
Coding region: 60-647 (195 amino acids)
Source: RefSeq, a predicted model, not a curated record
UCAACGUAUUUGUACAACUGAUCACUAAUUUAAAGGUGUGUCUGUUAACAUACUCAGUAAUGAACAGAAUUCCUCCUCCUGGAAACUACCAAAAUAGAAAAUAUCCUGCUGCUUAUCAAUCUGUUGAUAACAGAAGACAUAGGUCAAUCAGUGAUUUAAGAGCAGUUAACACACCUAUUCCUCCAGAGGACUAUCCAUUAGAAAAAGAACAUGAAUCCUUUUACAACAAAGGAUACAGACAAAUAAAAAGCUCUCAUGUUGCGAGAACCACUGACAAAAAAACAUAUUCCACCAAGACCAGAAGGGCACCCGAACCUCCAUUAAAACCUCUUGGAAGAACAAAACCACAAAAUCAUUAUACAAAUGUCAGUUCAAGAUAUGAAGGUGAGAAGUUUGAACCCAAUGAAGAUUACCCAAUUGAAGAAAUCAGGGACUAUGAUGUUGUUUCCAAGACGAUAAACUACACAUCAAACCUCGAAAAUGUUGGUAAAGAGACCUCACAUAACGUCAAAGUGCCUUCAUCAAAGACCACAAGAGCACCAAUGCCACUGCUUCACAAUCUUAAAAGAUCAGAUUCGACUCUUUCUUUUGGAGCUAAAUCCGUCUCUAUCAACCCUAUGCGAUCAAAAGGAAAGCAAUAUGAGUAAAUUAAAGAAGACAAUUCCACCACAAGGUCAGAUUUUCCAUUACAUGAAGGAGAUAUUAAUGAUGCAGUGUUACCAUUUACGAGAGACAAUGACUCUUUGUCACAACUAGGUGCUGAAGAUUUAUAUGGCAUUUCUGCUACAAAUAAAAGAACGUCUAUUAGCAUUGGCAGUAGUGGAAGAACAUCAAUAGGAGGAACUCAUAUUAGUAUUUCUCAAACAGAGAGUCAGUUGAUAGAAAAUCUAGUUGAAACAUCCAAAGCUUAUCUGAUGCAAUAUGAAAGCCAUAAAACAUUUGUUCAAACGAGUGAAUGGUUGGAAGCUAUACAAAAAAUUGAUUAUCAUCGAAAGGUAGUACUAUCCUCAGGACAUGGAGGCGGAAAAUCAUUUUUUGGGACAGAAUUGUUACUACGAUAUUCCAAGUUGAGAGACCAAUUUAACAAGCCGAAAACACCGGUCAUACUAAGAUUCCCACGACAUUGGGAGAUGGUUGUUAAUCCCAAAGAGGACGUGAUAAUAUUGUUGGACGAUAUAUUUGGAAAAGUUAACGUUGAUUUCAAAAAGCUUAAAGAAUGGGAAAUUUUGUUCUCUGAUAUACAUACCUGUAUAAAUGAUGAGAGCUGUUCUGUAUACGUGGUAAUCACAAUAAGAGAUAAUAUUUUACGACAGGUAAAAAAAUUACUCACUAGACAUGAGCUUUUUCGAAAUAUAGAUAAUUUUCUCGUAAAUAUCUCCAUGGACAACGAAGACGACAGAAAAAUGAUACUUAAAGGAUAUUUUCCCCAUGCACUGUCAAAUGACAGAAAUAUGACGCCUAU